Molecule: messenger RNA, 1347 nt
Organism: Clupea harengus (Atlantic herring)
Lineage: Eukaryota; Metazoa; Chordata; Actinopteri; Clupeiformes; Clupeidae
Product: sulfotransferase 6B1-like
Exons: 8
Coding region: 231-1160 (309 amino acids)
Molecular function (GO): sulfotransferase activity
Source: RefSeq, a predicted model, not a curated record
AUCAACGUCAUCGUUUUUGGAAUGAGAACUCUCCCCUCUCUGCUACUCUACUGUAGACAGAAGGGAAUGCAUUCACUUACGCACACACACACACACACACACAUUCAUAGACGUCUGGACCUGUUAUCCGUGUGUGGUUGCUCAUUAACUUGCGGGUUAAACAGAUUAAUUAUUGCUGCAGCAGUGAGAUCAGGAUUGUGUCGUUUCCACCUUCUAAAGCCUUAAAAAAAAUGCUACCGCACACCACGAACAAGGAGUCAGCAAAGCACCACGAAAUCCCUCAAUGGAGGCAGGAGAGGCUGAAGCGCUCCGAGAACAUGAAGGAUGAGGACAGGGUUCACCGAUACAAGGGCAUCCUGUACCCCACGGUCAUGUGCGCCCGAGAGAACCUGGAGGCCCUCGGCACCCUGGAGGCCAGACGGGAGGACGUGGUGCUCGUGUCCUACCCCAAGAGUGGAUUUACCUGGAUGGUUGGUGUUCUGCGUAAGAUCAUGACAGCAGCCACAGGAAAGCAAUUCUCAGAAUUUCCUCCACAUAUUGAGUUUUGGUCCCCAGAAAUGCAAAAGGGGGUGGCAAAAGAGGCGUCUCCAAGACUCAUGGCAACUCAUCUGCAUCCUGAUGACAUGCAUCCUUCUUUUAAGGAAAAGAAGGCAAAGGCCCUGGUGGUGUGGAGGAACCCCAAGGACACACUUGUCUCUUUCUAUCACUUCAUGAACAAAAGCCCAGGUUUGCCCAACACUGAGUGGAAUCACUUCUUCACAGACUUCAUGAAAGGAGAAGUGGUCUACGGUUCCUACUUCAGCCACGCUGAAGCCUGGGAGAAGCUCUAUGACGAUCCCAAUGUGAAGAUGAUUACAUAUGAGGAGCUAAAACACGACCUGAGUGGGGGCAUCAGGCAGAUCUCUCAGUUCUAUGGCUUCCCCCUGACUGAGGAGCAGGUCCAGACCAUCUCAGCUCAGAGCACCUUCAGUGCCAUGAAGGAGAGUGCUGGGGCUACCAGGGGCAAAUACAACAGCAACACGUACCGUAAAGGUGAGGUGGGUGACUGGAAGAACCACUUCAGUGAGGCCCAGAGCCAGCAGAUGGACGAGGAGUUCAACAAGAGACUAGCAGGAACCAAACUGGGAGCCAAACUCAAAUACGACACCUACUGCAAGUAGGGAGACAUUGGAUGGAUGUGUUAACAGCAGACAUUUGGACAGUAUUUCUGAUAAUGAUGAGUGCCUUUCAGACUAUGUAUUAGCAAUAUGAAUCUAUAGGUAUUUAAAGGAGGUCCACUCUCCAAAAGUCUUUUAAUUUAUAUUUGCUUUAUAUUAUUUUUCAACAACAGGGGCCUUGUGCUGCUGC